GUUUUAAGAAAGGUCUUGAAGAACGGCGUGUCCAUGGAAUGAGGGAUUUUCUUUACUGUGCACUGCACAGUAAGCCAAGUGCUAGUCAGACCUAUUUCUUUCUUUUUCUUUUUCUUUUUCUUUUUCCUUUCCAUUCUUCACAGACAUCGCAGAAUCCCUCUCGAAGAAACAACCUUGCAUUCAUAUUCAUUACCAUAUUCACAUCCAAAUCCACAUUUAGAUAGCUCUUUAUAACUAUGGCUAGCACCACCGGUCAACCAGCUCAAGGUGGAUCACAAGCGCCUCUCCAGUCUGGCUAUACCUCCAAUGACGAAUAUACGAUCAAGUCUGAUGUUUUAAGGAACUCUCGAUUCGAGAUUCUCUAUAUGCCUGCACGCGCUCGUGCUGAAGUGCCUCGUUUGAUUCUUGAAUACGUUGGUGCUGAUUACAAAAGCAUAGAACCUGUGAAUUGGGCUGAAGAGAAGAAGGGCACCCCAUUUGGUUUACUCCCGAUUCUGACACAUUACAAACCAGAUGGCAAGAGCGUGAGAGUAGCAGAAGGACCAGCCUUGACGCGUUAUAUUGCUCGUCUGUUUAAUUUAUCAGGCAACAACCUUGAAGAGGAGGCCUUUUUAGAUUCAUGCUACCAGUGUGCGUUCGAUAAUGUGUUCAGCACCUUACUCAUCCACAUGUGGUUGAAACCGAAUCCCAAGGAUAAAGCUACUAUUGACGCGGCAUUCGCGAAACUUGCGCCGUUCUUUGAUUGCUUUGAACGACUGCUGGUCCAAAAUGGGUCCAAUGGCUACUUGUUACAUGACAAGACAACGUAUGCUGAGUUCCCUUGGUUUGAAUGGGUCGACUUUUUUUAUUCCGACUUCCAUGAACAAGCACCAAUGAUCGCUUCCGAAAGUGUUCGCCCAACAACCUAUAGACUCUUUAAACGUCUCCGGUCCAAUCCGCGUAUCCAAGCAUAUAUCAAUGGCGGCCGUUGGAAGUAUCGUCCUGCUUAAAAAUAAACUAAAAAAAAUAAAAUAAAAACAGCC
Molecule: messenger RNA, 1022 nt
Organism: Lobosporangium transversale
Lineage: Eukaryota; Fungi; Mortierellomycota; Mortierellomycetes; Mortierellales; Mortierellaceae
Exons: 3
Coding region: 237-989 (250 amino acids)
Biological process (GO): glutathione metabolic process
Molecular function (GO): glutathione transferase activity
Source: RefSeq, a predicted model, not a curated record